AUGGCUUCCAUCGCCAGCCUUUCGGAAGCUGACAUUGAUCGGCUUCUGUCAGAGGCCGAAGCUCGAAUUGCAGCUAACAAUACCUACAAAGCUGUAGCCGUCGCGGCACCAACAAGCAGCAAGGCCAUCGCCAUCACCACAACCUCCGCGAUGUCUCAGAACCAAGAGAAGAAGGACUCCUCAAAGCCUGAGAAGCUCUCUGUUCGCGUCCCAUCGCUUCCUCAGGACAAGAAGAAGAAGGAAGAGAAGGACAAUGCGGGAGAUGGCUGGUUCAACAUGCCCCGCACCGAGUUGACCACAGAACUCAAGCGCGACCUUCAAGCAUUGCGCAUGCGUGAUGUUAUCGCGAAUGGCAAGCAGUUUUUCAAGAAGGACAACCGAAAGGAUUUUGUUCCUACCUACAGCCAGGUUGGCACCAUCAUUGCUGGCGCGACGGACGGUAGCAACCAACGCUUGACCCGCAAGGAGAGGAAGCGCACGAUUGUGGAGGAGGUCUUGUCCAGCUCCAACACGGCCAAGUACAAGAGCAAGUUCCACGAGAUCCAGGAGAAGAAGAUGUCGGGCAAGAAGGGUUUCUACAAGAAGCUGGUUGCUGGCCGCAAGAAGCGUUGA
Messenger RNA from Podospora anserina S mat+, 612 nucleotides. RefSeq lists its product as uncharacterized. Gene Ontology annotation, molecular function: RNA binding. The coding region runs from base 1 to 612 and encodes 203 amino acids. Gene Ontology annotation, cellular component: nucleolus. Gene Ontology annotation, biological process: RNA processing. NCBI's taxonomy places the organism in Eukaryota, Fungi, Ascomycota, Sordariomycetes, Sordariales, Podosporaceae. The record is from RefSeq and is a predicted model, not a curated record. The transcript has 3 exons.